This is a messenger RNA of Talaromyces marneffei, 1224 nucleotides long. RefSeq lists its product as uncharacterized. The transcript has 4 exons. NCBI's taxonomy places the organism in Eukaryota, Fungi, Ascomycota, Eurotiomycetes, Eurotiales, Trichocomaceae. The record is from RefSeq and is a predicted model, not a curated record. Bases 1 to 1224 code for a protein of 407 amino acids.
AUGGGUCGUACAGUCGAUCAGGAGGUGCAUGCAGCGUUCGUCGAGUUUCGCGCUAAGGAAGACGACAAGUGUCUCUCUGUACAAUGUAUCUAUUGCCAACAGAUCCGCGCCAAAAAUACUUCCCGUCAAAAACAACAUUUGCUUGAGUGUCCCGGUCUUCGAGGCCACCCUUCUGCCCCUCAGCCUCAAGCAACUACAACUGGCCCCAACGGCAUCGGCGGCGCCAAUGGUUAUUCAUCCACUCCAAAUGGCCCUUCCGGCGGUGCCGGCGGUGCCGGACCUGGUCCUUCUAGCGCUCAGCUCGGCACUCCCAAUGGAGGCAUGAUGUCGAAUGGAGUCAAUCCUCAUGCUACACCGAUCCAGACACCACUACAGAAUUUGACGAAUCGUCCUUCAUUGCCCGCGCCUGGGGCUUCGCAAGGCGGUGGUCCUUCUUCUACUCCUCUAUCGCAUCAGCAACGAAGCCAUUCCACUCCCAAGCCUAAGCAGAACCGUCAGAGUACCUCGGCUCUCCCUGCACCACCUCUUGACGAUGUUCACGCCGCUUUUGUGGAGUUCCGCGCAAAAGAAGAAGACAAAUGCUUGUCUGUGCAAUGCAUCUAUUGCCAACAAGUGCGCGCGAAGAACACAAGCCGUCAACGCCAACAUUUACUCGAGUGUCCAACAUACUUGAAUGUUAUGAAAGAUUCCAUCCCUGCAAACAACCUGCUUCACACUUUCCCUGAAGGCGAUAUUGCGCGUUCGUUGCAGAUUCCCGUCCCUAGUAUUGAGCUCGAUUUCCGCAUGAGCAUUAAAUUGAACCCCAAAGUCAGUAUUGGCAGUAGCCUAUGGGGGGGACGCGAUUGGGUUUCUUUCCUCGGUGGUCAAUGGGCUGGUCGAUGGGGUAAGGGUAUUAUCUUGCCCGGUGGUCAAGAUUCCCAAGUCACAGUCAAAGAAAUGGCAACAUCAUUAAGCGCCAACUAUGUUCUCCAGUCAUCCGACGAACCACCAGCAUACAUCAUCGUCAAGGCCCAGGGCUGGUUAACCGGUGCCAAGGAUGUUCUCGAGAAACUUCAAGACCCCAACCAUGCAGACACCAUCAACCCUACCUCUUACAAGUACCGCCUUAAUCUGUCCAUGGAAAGCGGCGAUGAGCGCUACGCGUUUGUCAACACCGUGAUGUGGGUUGGCUCCGGUUGCCGUCGCGGCCAUGAAGUCAUUCUUGAUGCUUUCCGUCUCAAUUAA